Myotis davidii is the source of this 3810-nucleotide messenger RNA. RefSeq names its product coiled-coil domain containing 187 (gene CCDC187). Gene Ontology annotation, molecular function: microtubule binding. NCBI's taxonomy places the organism in Eukaryota, Metazoa, Chordata, Mammalia, Chiroptera, Vespertilionidae. Gene Ontology annotation, biological process: microtubule anchoring. Bases 1 to 3810 code for a protein of 1269 amino acids. Gene Ontology annotation, cellular component: centrosome. The transcript has 16 exons. The record is from RefSeq and is a predicted model, not a curated record.
AUGGCUCAGACGCACCCCAGAGAUAGCCAGGAGCACUGCCCCUUCAGCCCCAGGGCUCCAGGGAGACCAGCUGCCCGGAAGGCCCGCGCCAGGCCCAGGGCAGGUAGGCGGCGUCCAGCCACGGCCGAGGAGGACCUCCUGGCUGCCCUGAGGUGGCCCAAGCCCUCUCCACGGCCAGGAGCCCCUUGGGAGGUGCCCUACGUGGCCUGGACUGACCACAUGGAGAGGCCGGGCCCCCUGGGGCAGGCCUUCAGCUGCCCUGCUUGGACAGCCGGCGAGGAGGCCCAGGAUGGGGACAGCUCGGUGUCAUCAGGCCGCCUGUCCGGCUCUUCGGGGGGCCACAAGUCGUGCGCACCUGCCCACAGGCCCUGGAAGGAGAGGCCUCCCCUGGUGCUGGGGUCCCCACAGCAGGACGGAGAAAGCAACCCCCGGCUGGAGCAGCUGAGGGAGAAGAUCCGGGCCCAGGCGUGCUGGCAGGCCAGCUGCGCUUCCCUGGGCACCUCGAUGCCCUCCAGCACCUCGCACCUCCUCAGAGCCUCCCCGCCAGCCCCCCGGAGGAAGGUCAGAAAGCUGAAGAAGGCCCCUCCAGCCCCGGCCUCCCCAGGUCAGGAGCAGCUUCCUGGCUUUGGCAGCCCGAGUGCAGCUGGGCGUGCCGCUCAGGACAAGCCCGUCCCCGGCCAGGAGCAUGCGCCCUCCAGGGUCUCCCAGCGCCAGGCCUCCGUUCUACGGGAGAAACACAAAAGCAUGAAGAGUAGUUCUUGCAAAAGAGAGAAGGCCCCCAGGUCAUCCACCAGAAGAGCUGCCAAAGACCAGGGUAAGGCUGGAGGGGGCGUGAGGGAUUCUGAGUUGGUUGGUGUUUACGCCUGGAGGAAAGGACAAGCCCUGGUGAGAGGGCUGCUCGGGCCCCCUCCCGCCCUCCCCAGGCUCCAGAGCAAGGCCCCCUCGGGAGCGCCGGCCCCCACCGCCGAAUUAGGAGACAUGGAGGACAGAGCUGCUGAGAGCUCCCCUGUUGGCCCCCGGACACCCCGCCCAGGCACCAUCCGCAGUGACCCAUGGGUGCCUACCCACAUGCCCAACCUGGCGUCCUGUGACGAGGCCGGGAGCAUCCACUCUGCCAUGGCCAUCCUGCAGGACCUCCGCCAACAAAUUCAGGCGGGGCUGGAUCUGGCCCAGGACCAUCACCACAGGGGAGGGCAGGAGCGCCAGCAGCUGGCAGGGAGGAGACCCAAGGGCCACUGGAGUGCCCCGGAUGUGCGGGUCUCCCUCGGCAAGAGUUCUCAGAGCCCGGCCAAGGGGGUGCACCACUCCUCCUCAGAGUGGGCCGGGAGCCUCUCCGCUGGGCAGCGCUGGGGUGCCUCGGCCAGGUGGGAGUCCUGUCCACAGAGGACCUGGUCCCCCCAAGGACGGAACCCCACCUUCCAGAGGCCUGGGAGCCCCCCUGAGAGGCCCUGGAGUGCCUCAGCCGGGCAGAGGGCUGGAGCCCCCUGCAAAGACUGGGAGGCCUCCCCCCGAGGACGCUGGAGCCUUCUGGAAAGGCCAAGCCCUACCACCCAGCGGCCCUGGAGCGCCUCCUUCGUGAAAAAGGCUGGCGCCCCAGUCCAGUGCAGAGCCCACCCCUGGCCCAGGCCCACCCAGAGCAUCUCUCAGCUGGCACCUGGGCAGGAGAAUGAGGCUCGGCUGCCGCCACCCUGCCCAAAGCCCCGGGGGUUCCUGGGCCACCCAUACAGCCCCGCGUCCUUGCGGGAGUUCAUGCGCCAAAAGGCCCUAGCGCGCCAGCAGCAGGUCCUGGAGGAGAAGGCCUCGGCCGUGCAGGCACGGGAGCUGCAGAGCCAGCGGCUGCAGGGUGUGUACAGGCAGCAGAGAGAGGCCGUGCGCGGCAGGGCCGGCCCCACCAAGGCCUUCCCCCUGGUCUCCCAGACGACCCCCAGCAUCGUGACCUUCGUCCCACACUCAGCACCGUCCAGGGGCCAGGACGAGCCUGGGAGCGUGGGGUCGCCCGCACUGCGGUGGAGCAAGGUGACCUCUGGCAUGGUGCUGGGGGACCAGGAGGCCCCGGGCAGCUUCUGCCUGUGUCUGGACAGAGCCUUGAACCAUGAGCUUCUGGAGACAGGAGGCCCCCAGGAAGGCUGGGCGGGUGCUCCCCUGCCGACAUCCGCUGGCUCCCCCGCAGGUCCCCGAAAACUCCAGGACCUAACUGCCCACCCCCCACACCCGGGGCUGUGCAUCUACCUGGGCCCUGAGGAGGCCGAGCGCCUGGGCACGCGGGGCCCCCUGCACUUCCGGUACAAGCAUGCCCGGUUGCAGGCCCUGGAGACCAUGGCCAACGUCCUGAAGCAGCGCAUCGACCUCCUGACUGCCAAUCUGCUUGGGGCCGAUGCAGCGGACACUCUGGAGGACCUGCCCUUGAACCCGCCAUCCUCACGCCCCAGCACCCACAGUGCCAGCCUGGCCCCGAGCCUUGGCACCCCCAAGCCCAUGGUGCCAGCCUGUCCCCAAGCCAUGGUGCCCGAUGCAGGCAGAGGGUCUCCCUGGGGCUGGGCAGACAUGCGGGCCAGGCUGCUUCUCCCUCCUUCCUGCUUGCCUGACGGAGAGACGCUGCUGUGGAGUCCUGGCUGGGAGCAGCGGAGGAGCGUGAGCCCCGGGGGCCACCUGGCCUACUCGCCGCCAGGAUCCAUGGAGGAUGGACGUUUGAAGCUGGACCGGAGGCUGGCGAGAGACACAGCUUCCGCCCAGGCCCUCGGCCCCUUGGCAGGGAGCUCACUCGAGGUGCCAGCCCCGCCAGACCCCACCUGUGGCUCCCUGUGGCUGGAGGAGAUGCCGUCGGCCAGAGGGGCAGGCUUGGUCACUCCCUGGGCCCUGCAGAGCUGCGGGCCAGGGCCUGAGGAGCCCGCGGAGCCUGGGCAGCAGCCAGGAUCGGAGCGAGAGGCUGAGCCGGAUGCUGAGCUGGACGAGGAGGCCCAGGCGCUCAGCUGUGCCCCCUGUGCUUGCAGGCCUUUUCUGUUUGAAGUGAGCGGGGUGCAGCCUUUGCCCCCAAAAGCUGAGCAGAAGAGGCCCUGGAGCGGGAACUGCAGGACUCAGAGCAGCAGCCUUCGGGGCGAGGCUGGGAGGGAGGAAGGAGAGGCCGACAGACUGGCCCAGGACAUCCAGGGCACGGGGACCUGGGGAAGGAUCCCUGCCAAGACUGGGGUCCUUUGGGGGCCCCUCCUGUUCUCAGAGGUGGCACCCCCUGUCCUCUCGCCAAAGAGCAGGGGCCGGGGGAGGGGGGCCGCAGGCUGGGGCCAGCGACCUGAGGCUGGGCCCUCCCUGCAGCUGGACCAGCAGAAGCAGGAGCAGGCCCUGGCCCUUCUGCGGCAGCGGGCGGAACUGGAGGUCUGGGAGACCCAGAAGGCCCUGGACGAGCUGCUCUCCAAACACCGGCUGGCGAGGCGGAUGGAGAAGCGCAAGACCCAGACCAGGCCAGGAGCAGCACCAGAGCUGGAGGGGCUGCGGCUGUGGGCGGGCUCGGAUCCGAAGACCUCCUGGAGCGCUGUGACGGCCAGAUCCAGGUGCGUCCAAGGCCGGGAUGGUGGCGCCCGCCCAAUGUGGAAGGUGCCGGGGCAGAGCCCGCGGGAGGAAGAGCUGCUGCGCCUGCCUGAGGAGGCCGUGCAGGGGAAGCUGCGCUGGGAGCCAGCCUGGCUAGAGUGUCAGAGGUGUCCAGGCAGCCAGGGCAGUGAGGCCGCGCUGGUCUUGGCCGAGAAGCAGCCGCAGGGCCUUAGCAGCCUUGAGCAGGGGCAGGUAAGGCCGCCUGACCUGGGCGUGGGCAGGUGGUGA